Molecule: messenger RNA, 818 nt
Organism: Plasmodium cynomolgi strain B
Lineage: Eukaryota; Apicomplexa; Aconoidasida; Haemosporida; Plasmodiidae
Product: 40S ribosomal protein S2
Exons: 3
Biological process (GO): translation
Cellular component (GO): cytosolic small ribosomal subunit; ribosome
Molecular function (GO): structural constituent of ribosome; RNA binding
Source: RefSeq, a predicted model, not a curated record
GAGAUAGAGGAGGAUUUUCAAGAGGAUUUGGAAGGGGCAUGAGGGGCGGAAGAGGCGGCCGUGGCAGAGGACGAGGAAGAGGAAGAGGAAGAGGGUCCGCAGAAGACGACUUAAAGAACUGGGUACCCGUAACAAAGUUGGGACGUUUGGUCAAGGAAGGGAAAAUAGUUUCUAUUGAAGAAAUUUAUUUGCAUUCCCUCCCUAUUAAGGAGUAUCAAAUUAUUGAUUACUUUUUUCAACCUGGGGAAUGUGCUCACCCCUUAAAGGAUGAUGUUGUAAAGAUAAUGCCUGUACAGAAACAAACACGUGCCGGACAGAGAACAAGAUUUAAGGCAUUUGUUGCCAUUGGGGACGGAAAUGGACACUGUGGUUUAGGAGUAAAGUGCGCAAAAGAAGUGGCAACUGCCAUUAGAGGUGCCAUAAUUGCUGCUAAGCUGUCGUUAAUUCCUGUGAGGAGAGGAUACUGGGGAAAUAAAAUCGGAGACCCCCACACGGUACCAAUGAAGGUGUCGGGCAAAUGUGGUAGUGUUCGUAUUCGUUUGGUGCCAGCUCCAAGGGGUACACAAAUCGUGGGUGCUCCAACGACGAAGAAAAUGCUGAACUUUGCAGGCAUUAAGGAUUGCUUCUCCUCUUCUUGUGGAAAGACCAAAACAAGGGGCAACUUUUUAAGGGCCAUUUUCAACGCCUUGAGCAAAACAUACGGCUACUUAACUCCGGACUUAUGGAAGGUAACCAAAUUUGACAAGUCGCCAUAUGAGGAAUGGUCAGAUUUCCUGGAGACCUACCAGAACAUGAAAAUUCAGAAGCAGACGCCUUAG